Messenger RNA from Metarhizium album ARSEF 1941, 729 nucleotides. RefSeq names its product Smr protein/MutS2. Bases 1 to 729 code for a protein of 242 amino acids. The record is from RefSeq and is a predicted model, not a curated record. Lineage: Eukaryota; Fungi; Ascomycota; Sordariomycetes; Hypocreales; Clavicipitaceae. The transcript is spliced from 3 exons.
AUGGCGAUCCCCAUGCAGAGGUUGGGCGGCCGCGCCCUGCGCUCAGCCGACAACGACGAUGUCGAGCGCGAAUACGACAGACUGCGUGACCUGGCCCGCGCCGAGAACGACCGGGCUCACCAGGCGUCCCAGAGAUCCCAAGAUGCCUUCCGCUCAGGCGACCACGACGCAUCCCAAAAGCACUCGCGCGAGUCCAAGCAGCACUACGCCAGACGCGACGACUACAACCGCCAGGCAGCCGACUACAUCUUCCGCGAGAACAAUGCCCCGGGCAAGGUCGACGGCGACACCAUCGACCUGCACGGCCUCUACGUCGAGGAGGCAGAGCGGAUCCUGGAAGAGCGGAUCCGCGCCGGCCAGCGGCGCGGCCAGCAGCACCUCCACGCCAUCGUGGGCAAGGGGAACCAUUCCACGGGCCACGUCCAGAAGAUCAAGCCCAAGGUGGAGGAGCUGUGCGGCGAGCUGGGGCUCAAGUACAGGACCGAAGAGAACGCCGGCAGGAUAUACAUCAACCUCCAGGGCGGGGAGCCUGUGAAGCCCGGCCAACACGGUGCCGGUGCCGGUGCCGGACAUGGGGGACACACCGGCCACGGUGGGCAGCCACAGCAACAGCAACAGCAACAGCAACAGCACGGCAAUCAGCAGCAGAGUGACAUGGAGGAGCUGGUCGGCAAGGUGCUGCCCAAGGUUCUGAGGAAGUUGGAGAAGGCCUGCUGCACGGUCAUGUGA